Messenger RNA from Etheostoma cragini (Arkansas darter), 1233 nucleotides. Its product is annotated as keratin, type I cytoskeletal 9-like. Bases 1 to 1233 code for a protein of 410 amino acids. Lineage: Eukaryota; Metazoa; Chordata; Actinopteri; Perciformes; Percidae. Gene Ontology annotation, molecular function: nucleic acid binding. The record is from RefSeq and is a predicted model, not a curated record. The transcript has 3 exons.
AUGCUACCACCGGUUUACAGUGGAGGACGAGGUGGAGGACGAGGUGGAGGAGAAGGAGGAGGACAAGGACAAGGAGGAGGACGACAAGGAGGAGGAGAAGGACAAGGAGGAAGAGGAGGAAGGGGAGGAAGAGGAAUCAACAGAGGAGGAAUCAACGGAAGAGGAAGAGAUGGAGGCCAUGCUGGAGGUAGAGGAAGAGGAAGAGGAAGAAAAGAAGGUGCUCAAAGAGGACCGAAUCUGACAAAUGAGAUCCGCGCAACACUGGUUGACCACGUUGUCAACCACGGCCUGACGCUGAGGGAGGCUGGACUGCGAGUACAGCCAAAUCUAAGCCGAUACAAAGUGGCAAGUGUGAUAAGAACAUUGCGACUGGAAAAUAGGAUUGAGGGUCAGGAACGACGAGGGGGAAGGCCUCCUAUGUUCACAGAACAGCAAGAGAGGGAGAUAGUAAACAUGGUUUUGGCCAACAAUGCUAUAACCCUCAAUCAGCUCCAAGCUAACAUUGUCAAUAACCACGUCGGUUUCAACAAUAUCCAUCAGGUCUCAACAUCAACACUGGCACGCACCCUAAUAAAAAACCAUAUUCAAAUGAAGCAAAUUUAUCGAGUGCCUUUCGAGCGCAAUUCCGAAAGGGUGAAACGACUGCGGCAUGAUUAUGCAGAGAGAGUUUUACAAAUGGAUGGAGAGGAGAUCCAGCAUGAGUUCAUUUACGUAGAUGAGGCUGGGUUCAACCUGUCGAGAACACGAAGGAGGGGAAGAAACAUCAUUGGCCACAGGGCUAUAGUCAAUGUCCCAGGGCAACGUGGGGGUAAUAUAACACUCUGUGCAGCCAUUAAACAGAAUGGGGUCCUCCACCCCCAUGCCCAUAUGGGCCCUUACAACACAGCACUCAUACUUACAUUCUUGGACCAAUUGCACAACAUAACAGCAGCAAAUCAAAUCGAUCAUAUGCAAUACAUUGUUGUCUGGGACAAUGUGUCUUUCCACCGCUCUGCUCUGGUUCAGAACUGGUUUCAGCAACAUCCACAUUUCACCGUCCUAUAUCUUCCACCAUACUCUUCAUUUCUCAACCCUAAAGAAGAGUUUUUCUCGGCAUGGCGGUGGAAGGUAUAUGAUCUCCGUCUCCCGGCUGAGGUACCCCUCAUCCAAGCCAUGGAGGAGGCCUGUGACCAGAUGGAGGUAGCAGCAAUGCGAGGAUGGAUUCGUCAUUUACAGUUUUUUCUGAAUGCUUAA